Molecule: messenger RNA, 3124 nt
Organism: Pogoniulus pusillus (Red-fronted tinkerbird)
Lineage: Eukaryota; Metazoa; Chordata; Aves; Piciformes; Lybiidae
Gene: AMHR2
Product: anti-Mullerian hormone receptor type 2
Exons: 13
Coding region: 22-1914 (630 amino acids)
Biological process (GO): cellular response to growth factor stimulus; protein phosphorylation; BMP signaling pathway
Cellular component (GO): signaling receptor complex; plasma membrane
Molecular function (GO): transforming growth factor beta receptor activity; ATP binding
Source: RefSeq, a predicted model, not a curated record
CCCACCCGCCGGAGAGGCUCCAUGGGGCAGGCUCUGGGGCUGCCAGCCCCUCAGAACCUGAGUUGCGUUUCCUACAAAGACCCCAGCGUGAGGGGGGGGCUGGACGGGGCAGGGGGGGGACGCGAGGCUGGCACCGUCCGGUGCCCCCCCCGGCAGUGCUGCAUCGGGAUCUGGAACCAGAGCCAUGCGCUGGUGCAGGGCUGCUGGGGGAGCGGGGGGGUCGCCUGCCCCUCUGCCAACUGCACCCCCAGCCCCGCGGGGCCCCCCGGAGGGCCCCUCCUGGUGUGUCUGUGCCAUGGGCACCUCUGCAACGGCAUCGCCCCCGCGGGGGGGGGGCACCGCCACGGCCCGGUGCCCGGCCCCGUGGGCACCUCCUGGUUGGGAGGCGCUGCGCCUCCCCUCCUGCUCCUCCUCCUCCUCUUCCUCCUCACCUGCCUGGCAGCUCUCGGGCUACGACGGGUGAGGAACCCCCCAGGGCGACCCCUCCGGAGGGGUCAGACGGCACCCCCAGAACCCCCGAGCCCGGAGCUGGCAGCGCUGCGCUUCCUGCAGGUGCUGCAGGCUGGGCGCUUCUCGGCGGUGUGGCAGGGCACGCUGCGGCGGCAGCCGGUGGCCAUCAAGGCGUUCGCGGCCGGCGGCGCUCGGCGGUUCGCGGCGGAGCGAGCGGUGCUGGAGCUGCCGCUGAUGGAGCACCGCAACGUGGCCAAGCUGCUCCGCACCGCCCGCGCCGGCGGGCACCGUGCCCGCGGGGGGCUCCUGGUGCUGCAGCUCUACCCUGCCGGCUCCCUACGACACUUCCUGGCACAGCAUGUGGGCACCUGGGCUGGCAGCGUGCGCCUGGCACUGUCCCUUGCCCGCGGCCUCGCCUUCCUGCACCAGGAGCUCUGGCGGGACGGCCUGUACAAGCCCAGCGUGGCGCACCGGGACCUGAGCAGCCAGAACGUGCUGGUGCGGGAGGAUGGCACCUGUGCCAUCGGCGACUUCGGGCUGGCGCUGGCACUGCCGCCAGGGUGCCAGGCUGGCAGCGGCGUCUGCAUCCGCAAGGCGGGCACCCAGCGGUACCUGGCCCCGGAGAUCCUGGACGAGAGCCUAGACCUGCGGGCGUGGGGCCGGGCGCUGCGCCAGGCUGACGUCUAUGCUCUGGCACUGCUCCUCUGGGAGAUCCUCUCGCGCUGCCAGGCUCUCAGCCCCGAAGCACCCGUGCCCACCUUCCGGCUGGCAUACGAGGCAGAGCUGGGUGCCAGCCCCACGGGUGCCCAGCUCCGGCGCUUGGCCGUGGAGGAACGACGUCGACCUCUCAUCCCCCCAGCCUGGCACCAUGUCCCUCAGCCCGCGGGGGCUCUGCCGGAGCUGCUGGAAGACUGCUGGGACCCCGACCCCGAGGCUCGGCUCUCUGCAGAGAGAGCUCUCCAGCGGCUUCAGCGCCUGGCCGCCACCCCCCGCCCCGCACCCAGUGGCCUUCUCUUGACCUCUGCAGCCCCUCCGGGGGGUCCCGACCGCCGGGGGGUCCCCCCGGCAGCUGAGCGAGAGGUCAUCCACGGCCGCCAGCGCCCAUCUGGCACUGCCGCUGACCGCUCCUGCCCUGUGCCCACCUGCGUGCCCACCGCCAGCCUGGGCCACCCCUGGCACAGCCACCUGGGCCAGCCUAAGUCCUCCUGUGGCCAACCACCUGCCCGGGAUCACCUGUGCCCACCUGUGCCCACCUGUGCGGCUGUGACUGCUCCUGGGCACCGCCACCCAGCCGCGGCCAUGUGCAACCCAACAGAGCCACCCAGAUCCAUCCGUGCCCCGCUGGAGCCUUCCUGUAGCCAGCCACAGCCAUGUGAGAGCGACGAGGACCCCACCCGAGGCCCUGCGUGCCCACCUACGGCCAGGAGAGCCCAGGCAGGACAGCCUGGAGAGGAGAGGCUCUGAGGUCACCCAGUCCAGGCACCAGCCCAGGGCCACGGUGGCCGCCAGAGCGCAGCCCCAGGGGCCACGGCCGCAGGUCUGCUGACCGCCUCCGGCAUGGGGACUCCAGCACCGACCCGGGCAGCCUGUGCCAGUCUCUGGCACUCCUGCGGCCAAGCUCCCUCUAAUGUCCAACCUAAACCUCCCCCAGGGCACCCUGAGGCCACCUCCUCCUGUCCCACCCCUCAGAGCAGAGAUCUGAACCCACACCCGGCUCAGCAGCCUCCGGGCAGGGAGCUGCAGAGAGCCGCAAGGCCUCUGCCCACCCUCCUCUUCCCCAGGCCGAACGCUCCUGAGCCCUUCCCCAGCCUUGUUGCCCUUCUCAGCGCCUCUGGCCGCAGGUCUCCCCCCCUAGAACAGCACCGAGAAGGCAGCGACAGCCGCGGCCGGGACCGGGGCAGGCAGGGCCGAGAGGGCCCGGGGCGGGGGCAGCCCUCUUGGGCUGCACAGCGAGGAAGUGACGUCACUGCGCUGGCCACACGCCCGGGCACGAGGCAUGGCGGACAGGAAGCUGCCUGCAAGUGGACUCCAAAUCCCGGCAUGCCUCGGGGCAAGCAACAUGGCAGCCAGGAAGUGACGACACGCCCCGGGUGGGGCACGUGGCCACCCGGAAGUUUCCUGCGCGGGACUGCAGCUCCCGGCAUGCUUCGGGCCAAGCGCCGUGGCGGGCAGGAUGUGACGUCACACAGGACUCCGACUUCCGCCGGGCCGGUGGGUCCCAAUUCGGGUACAGCGGAGCCGAGGGGGCGGGACGGGGCCUGCCCCCCCUUGCCCUCAUCCCGUCGUGCGGAUCCCUCUCCGCCCUCCCUCUCCAGGCGCCCCAGGGCCGCCGCUUCCAGACACUCAUCCCUAACCCUGUACCAGCAGAUGGCAGAGGAUGACCGCGGGUAGAGGCAGAGGAGCUGGUGGCGUGCGGCUGCCCUCUCGUUCCCUUCCCAGCCCAAAUCCUGCCUCCCCUCCCCCUUUCCCUGGAGGAAAAGCUCUUCUUUUGCUGGAGGGUGUCCUGUGGGUGUUCAGCAAGGAGAGGAAAAUCUACCUGGAUUCCAGCGCAAGCCUUUGGAGGGCAAAUCCCAAAGGAGAAAGGGAAGCUGCUGGGAUUUUUUCCCCUCCCCCCUCCAUUUAACACAAAAUGUGAGAAACUGAGGUGUAAAAUAAACUCUGCCCCCCCCCCAAA